AUGUUUGGUGCUCGCUCUCUUGACCUCGUCCCUGAGUAUUUCGGCAUACCAGCCGAAAUGCCCCUGGACGAUGGAAAGCUCGACCCCAAUAACGCUGAUGGUCCCUUUGUUCUGGGUACCUUUCUUGAGUCUCUUGCCGACCCUUUCGAGGUACUCAAUGGGGGGCCGCACCGCGUCGAAAUACCAGACGGCCACGUGUAUAUAUGCCCCCAGAGCCUGCAAAAUACGGUUACGUUCAGGGAUCGUCAUUCAACCAAUCAUGAAAACCCUGAGAUCCGUUUCAAUUGUUCUGUAUCGUCUCAACUAAGUGUUGUGAGCGAUACAUUGGAAACAAGGUAUUUCGAUCCUGAAGAGUUUGAGUUUCCCGGAUACAUUUGCCAAUCCCUGGAUUCUGAGCCGAUCAAGAAGUGGCUCGAUGGAAAGCAGCAGGCAGAGCUUUACAUGAUCACCGGUGUUCAGGUGGCUAAAGGCCUUCGGGCUACCGUCACGACGAAGCUAGACCUGGGCUCGAGAUUUGGUUCUGAUGCGAAAGAGAUUGAGCACGAAAUUAUGCCCAGGAUGCAGAACGACGUUAUUGUUUCCUAUAAGGCUACAAAGUAUACGCUCUUUCGUCCCAGCCUGCUCAAUCUAUGGAAGUCUCGAGACUUUGAACACGGCGGUUGGAUGAUUCGGUCUGAGCCCGUCCUUGUGGGGGAUGACUAUGCUACCGCCAUCAAAAAGUUCAAGGAGAGAAAUGGUCCAAUCCUUCAUGUGCGAGAACAACAAACACAGUAG
This is a messenger RNA of Clonostachys rhizophaga, 774 nucleotides long. Lineage: Eukaryota; Fungi; Ascomycota; Sordariomycetes; Hypocreales; Bionectriaceae. The record is from the annotation of a GenBank genome assembly.